Messenger RNA from Setaria italica (foxtail millet), 1084 nucleotides. RefSeq lists its product as uncharacterized. The record is from RefSeq and is a predicted model, not a curated record. Lineage: Eukaryota; Viridiplantae; Streptophyta; Magnoliopsida; Poales; Poaceae. The coding region runs from base 224 to 721 and encodes 165 amino acids. The transcript has a single exon.
UCCUUACCAGAGUUUUGUUUCGUGUAGCGCCCGUCCCCGAUCGAUUCCCAUCGAUUCUUCGCUUCGCUCCCACUCCACAUCAAGUUCCCGCAUCAAAGUUCCCUUUUCAAUUGCUUGUUCCUCCUCCCCUUCCGAUCAACCAGCAGAGAGAUCUCAUCUCUCUUCAGUUUCUUCUCUGACACGUGCAAACUCGGUUCUUGAACCGAUCCGCCGGCCAACAAAAAUGCAACUCGCGAGCUGCGAAUUCUCCGCCGCCGCCCGUCGUCCCGGAGCGGCAGACCUGUUCAGACGCCGACCUUCCUCGACGACGGCGGCGGCAGCGCCUGCAUUAUUGACCGUCACCAAGAAACCCGCCGCCGCGCGCUGCCACUGCUCGUCCCGCUCCCGCCGCGACGACGCGGAGUUCGGCGGCGGCGACGGGCGGCUGGUGGACGAGGGGAUGCUCGUCCUGCGCCGGCGGAUCCACGAGAUGCGGGCCGCGGAGCGGAACUGGGAGCCGCCCGAGGAGUGGGCGGCGUGGGAGAAGGAGUGGUACGGCACCUACGACGCCGACGUCUGCGACCUCCUCGGCGCGCUCCAGGCGUUCCUCGUCAGCUCCCGCCCCGGCGUCGGGGUGGGGCUCCUGGCCGCGCUCGUGCUCGCCGUGCCGGCAUCCGCAUUCGUGCUCGUCACACACCUCCUCGAUGCUUCACGGGCGAUCAUCUCCAAUCUUCAGCACUGAUGAUCAGACGACUGACGGCAUGAAGCCCUAUUCUUUCGUUCGUUAUGGAUCGCACACGCGCGCCCUUGGCCAUGUAAAGCCAGUCUCGGUGGUACUUUCAUGAGCACGGUUACCAAAACCGCCACAUUAGCUUUUCAAUAGAAUGAAACUGUCACUCUCAAUGCACAAUUUCAUACACAGAAUGCAGUAUUUAAGGCUUGCAUUGUGUUGUGAUCAAAUGUGGCAUGAGAAUUUUGUAGCCUUUUGUAAAUACAACAAGGUUGCAUUUCAAUUAACUUCACAUUUGUUAACAUAAAGAAGUUUAACGUUCAUACGUGCAGUCUCAGAUUCGGAAUAAAUUGCCCACCUCAUACAUUCAGUUCA